UUCAAAAGAACGUUUCUAUCAGAAUUAUUUUUUGGAAUAGUGUUGUAAUGAAAUUGAAGGGGAGCAUUGGAGCAACUGUAAAGUUGUCUCCGUGUGACUUAUAGGUCACGGGUUCGACCCGUUGCAUUAGGGCAGGCUGUCUAGAGCAGACCCCUUGGGCGCGACCCUUCCCUCGGACCCUGCUAAUGCGGAUGCUUUGUGCACCGGGCUGCCCCUUUAGUGCCGUAAUGAAAUCAAGAUUUUAAGAUUUCCAAGUUCUUAAACACAAAUUCACGUCUUAACUGGCGGUGUUUUGAACUCUCUUUUAAUAGGCUGCUGUACCCUUUUUAAAUAGUUGUGACAUUAUAAGUUGAGGUUGUUUAUUUUUUUUUAUUUUUAUCUUGUUUCACAAUCUUGCAGUUUCCAUUGACUGCAAUGUGACCUCCCUCUCCCUUACAUGGUUUUGCAUGAAUGUUCAGAAGACAAUACAUGUCUAUUUAUGCCUAAAUUGAGUGUUUAGUUUUCUGACGUCCUCUUUUCUCUGUUCCUGGACGAAGACACAUAAGGUCUCAUGAUCUGAGAAUUGAGGUUACCACUAUAUGCUUAACUGUUCUUUCUCGUUUCCAGCUUCAGCUCUUAACUGUUACAUAGGUUCUUGAUGUCGAACCCGGAGGCUUCAGCAGAUGAAAACUAUGUUUCCGUUCCUCGUGGUGGUCCUAUUUACAUAUCUGAUAUGGUUGGUCCGCUCACCAGGGUUGCUGACUUUGAGAUCAGCAUCUUCCAUGAACUUGAGCGCCUCAAGGCAGAGUUGUCCUCUGAUUCACUGGAAAUGUUUGAUGCUGAGAUAUCGGUUGAAGAGCUUAAAAUUAUCAGUGAAGAGGAAUUGGUGGCUCAAGCCUUUGAAGAAGCAUUUAAGGAUGACGAGUUGGCCAAAGACUCUUCACAAACUUUGACAGAGCACCUCGGUACAAGAACAGAUAAUGGGAAAUCGGAUACGGAACUUGCUUCAUUUGAAAGGUCAGAAAGAGAAGUGGACUCCUCUACAAUCCAUGAUCCCUCAAACCACGUCCUUCCUGGGACCUGCAACGACAAAGAUUCAGAUAAAAGCAAGUCCUACAAAAGGAAACGGGGGAAGAAUGUUCAUCAGAAGAAUGCUGUUGAAAGAGAAGUGGACUCUUCUACUAAACAUGAUCCCUCAAACCAAGUCCCUCCUGGGGCCUGCAACAACAUAGGUUCAGAUAAAAGCAAGUCCAACAAAAGGAAACGUGGGAAGAAUGCUGUUGAAAGAGAAGUGGACUCUUCUACUAAACAUGAUUCCUCAAACCACGUCCCUCCUGGGGCCUGCAACAACAAAGGUUCAGAUAAAAGCAAGUCCAACAAAAGGAAACAGGGGAAGAAUGUUCAUCAGAAGAAUGCUGUUGAAAGAGAAGUGGACUCUUCUACUAUACAUGAUCCCUCAAACCACGUCCCUCCUGGGGCCUGCAACAACAGAGGUUCAGAUAAGGGCAAGUCCAACAAGAGGAAACGGGGGAAGAAACAUCAUAAGAAUGCUGUUGAUGACCACUAUAUACCAAAGGUGGAACAACUUGCAAAAGUUAAAGAAAAACAAGAGGAAGAGAAAGCAGCAGCAAGAUUGCACUCUUUCAAUGGUAGUUGCAGCAGCAGCCACUCUGCCUCAAAAUCCUCCAGUAGGGAUGCUAGGAUGACAUCUCUCAAGUCAGUAAGUUUGGGAACAAAGGUGAGAGCAGCAAAUACUUGUGAACAUAUUCCAGUGCAGUUUCCAGAAGUUAUCCUCUGUGUUGAGAUUUAUCAUUACAAAAGGACAUGGACAAAAACUCAAGAAUUUCUGGUCCUUGGGCGGCAAUUUUUGACGGAAAUGAGAGAUAGGAUUUAUUGCAUUACUGAUGAGAUAAUGAAAAAAACAGACAAAAAUGAUCCUUCGGGCUAUUUCCUUGUGGAGGAUGUCUUUUGCAAUGAUUUCAGGGAUCCUUCUGCUACAGACUAUAGUAAGCCAAUACUUGAUUGGCUUCAAGAAUCUAAGAGUGAGGCACUGGAAAAAUGGGAAUCUAUCGCCUCCGGUGAACUGCCACAGAAACAAAAGGCACUUUUUGGCAGUAAAAUGGGACCACAAUUGCCCCAUUUCAAGGCCAUUGAAAUGCAAAAAAUUCGUUUCUGUGACUUAAGAUUUCGACUUGGUGCUGGAUAUCUUUACUGUCAUCAGGGGGACUGCAAGCAUCAAGUUGUAAUAAGAGACAUGAGGCUGAUACAUCCAGAGGACGUACAGAACCGAGCCGCGUAUCCAUUGAUAACCUAUCAGCCAAAAUUGAGGUUCCAGAAAUGCUCUGUUUGCAAAAUUUAUAGAGCAGUUAAGGUGACUGUUGAUGAUAAAUGGGCUGCUGAAAAUCCUUGCUACUUUUGUGACCUUUGCUAUUACAUGCUCCAUUAUGUUGAGGGGACUCUGCUUUAUGAUGAUUUCUCUGUGUUCGAAUAUCUCCAUGAGUAG
Messenger RNA from Lycium ferocissimum, 2482 nucleotides. RefSeq names its product snRNA-activating protein complex subunit. The coding region runs from base 638 to 2482 and encodes 614 amino acids. Gene Ontology annotation, cellular component: snRNA-activating protein complex. The transcript has 11 exons. Gene Ontology annotation, biological process: snRNA transcription by RNA polymerase II; snRNA transcription by RNA polymerase III. NCBI's taxonomy places the organism in Eukaryota, Viridiplantae, Streptophyta, Magnoliopsida, Solanales, Solanaceae. The record is from RefSeq and is a predicted model, not a curated record. Gene Ontology annotation, molecular function: RNA polymerase II cis-regulatory region sequence-specific DNA binding; RNA polymerase III type 3 promoter sequence-specific DNA binding; core promoter sequence-specific DNA binding.